AUGGCAUCCGCGAUAUCUUUUGACACCAACAACUCUGGCCUUCAAGCCGGAACAAUCAAUGGUGCAGUCAACACGAACUUUCAUCACCAUGCUCCUCCUGAACGACUAGAAACUCCGCCGAACCCAUCGAUCGUCAUACCCUUCAGUCGCGAUAAAGACUUUGUCGAGCGAGGGACGAUACUCGACCUGAUCUAUGAGAAAUUCACCGGUCCGGGUUCUAGAGCCGCACUUGUCGGUCUUGGCGGUGCUGGAAAGUCUCAACUUGCUAUUGAAUACGCGUACCAAGCCCGAGAUCAAUCACAGGAGACAUGGGUUUUCUGGGUCCAUGCAAGCAAUGCUGCUCGAUUUGAGCAGAGCUUUCGAGAUAUUGCAAACUGUGGAAAGUGGAUUCUUAUGCUUGAUAACGUGGAUGAUGCUAGCUUUCUUGUCCAAGCUCAAAGUGUAGGCCGAGAUGGACAAAGAAACGAUCACAUUGAUAACUCACGACCGCUUAUUACAUAUCUUCCACAGUGCCAAAAUGGAUCUGUUCUUUUCACAACACGAAGCAAAAGUGCUGCGCUAAAGCUAGUUGAGCAACGUGACAUUAUUGCAGUCGAACCUAUGGGGAUGGCAGAUGCGCUAGCACUUUUUGAAAAGAAGCUAGGACAGUGUGACGAUGGCAACAAUACUGCUGAGCUUGUUGAGGCACUAGAGUUUAUGCCGCUUGCUAUUGUCCAGGCAGCUUCAUAUAUAUUGCAAAGAAUACCACGUUAUUCUUUACAUGAUUAUCUUGAGGACUUCCGAAAAAAUGAUCGCAAAAGAACUAAUCUUCUUCAUCAUAAUGGCGAGCAGUUCCGUCGAGAUUGGGAAGCAAAUAAUUCUAUUCUUGUUACAUGGCAAAUUUCUUUCAAUUAUAUACGUCAAACAAGAUCAUCUGCUGCUGACUUGUUAUUUCUGGAACAAAACCAGGAAAGCGAUGGUGAUAAUGAUGAUAGUAGUGUCAGUACUGCAGAAAGUGAUGACGACAAAGAUAACAGUUUGGGGUCUAGUAUAAAUGAUGGGUUCGAGGACGAUAUUUUAGUUUUACGAGAUUAUUCGUUUAUCAACGUUAAUGCAGAUCGCACAACAUUCGAAAUGCACAGAUUGGUACAACUAGCUACACGCAAAUGGCUUGAAGAUCAGAAACAGCAAGAGAAACGGAAACGGCAAUUUAUAAAAAAAUCUCGACGCAGAGCUUCCAACAGGAGAUCGGCAAUAUCACACAAGCCUGAGGAACAAACCUCAUUGGUGGAAUGCGCUUCAAUACUUUACAAGGCAUCAUGGUACGCUUGGGAGAUGGGGAAUGGCAAGGAUGCGGAAAAUCUGUCGGUCAAGGCGAUGAAAGUUAGAAAGGAAAUUCUAGGGCGAGAGCAUGAAGACACGCUAGCAAUGGUCGAGACAAGUAAGGAGAAACUCGGAAUGAAUCAUCCUUUCACACUCAACAUUUUAGCCAAACUAGCGUCUGCAUAUCGGAAUCAAGGGCAAUUCGAUAUGGCCGAAAGAAUAUUUGUGGAAGUGAUGGAGAUAAACAAAAAGAAAUUUGGAUCACAUCAUCCAGAUACGCUUAUUAGCAUGGUCAAUCUAGCAUCGACUUACAGGAAUCAAGAGCGGUGGGAUGCAGCUGAGGAGCUAUUUGUGGAAGUGAUGGAAAUAAGCAAAAGGAAACUCGGAAUGAGCCAUCCGAACACACUCAUAAAUAUAAAUAAUUUGGCAUUUCUAUACAGGAGCAAAGGGCAAUUGAAUACAGCCGAAGAGUUAGAAGUACAAGUGAUGGAGACUCGCAAGAAGAAAUCCGGAGUGGAUCAUCCAGACACGCUCACUAGUAUGGCUGACCUUGCCUACACAUGGAAGAGACAGGAUAAGCAUGAAGAAGCUCUGGAGCUCAGGAGGAACGUGUAG
Botrytis byssoidea is the source of this 1917-nucleotide messenger RNA. RefSeq lists its product as uncharacterized. The transcript is spliced from 7 exons. Bases 1 to 1917 code for a protein of 638 amino acids. NCBI's taxonomy places the organism in Eukaryota, Fungi, Ascomycota, Leotiomycetes, Helotiales, Sclerotiniaceae. The record is from RefSeq and is a predicted model, not a curated record. Gene Ontology annotation, molecular function: protein binding.